UUGGGCCGUAGAAGGUAGGCAGUUAGCUGCCGUCCUCACUAACAAAAUUGGACGUCUUGUUACCGUAAAGGACGUCCAACACAAAUUUAACGCAAUUAAAACGCACCUAAAAACAUUGAACAAAACAUGGUACGCCAUAGAGUUGAAGUUGUGGCACGCAGCAGACAGACUGACGAAACAACUAGUAAGAGACGGAAAAUUAAAAAUUAUAAUGGAAAGGGAUUAUGAAGGAACGAGGGGGGAACUAACUACCGUUGGAACCGUUGGUAGUAAAAGCCAUGAAAAUAUUAACAGUAGUAAUAAUAAUAUAUCAAAUGACGAAGGACCUUCGACAUCCGCGAAGGCGAUGAAGGAAUUAAAAGAAUGGCAACAGCAAUCAACACCAGCAUGGAACGAGCAGCAAUCAACACCAGCAUGGAACGAACAACGAUCAACCUCCACAUACUGCGAACGGCAAUCAACCCCGACACAGAGUCCGCCAAAAAAAAAACAAAGGCACGAAACAGACCAGCCUGAAGAGCCCGCAGUUCAGGAGGAAACAGCAGCCGCAGUGCCGGAUAUGGAGAUACUGCGAGAAAUCGUGAGUCGAUUGACUCCUCACGACAAAAUAGUAACGCUGCAGAUAGACGAAACGUAUACCAGCCUGCGAACGGAAUAUUUAGACGAGGAAGAUAGGCUUACUGGAUGCGGCCAUGUGGAGGGACAAAAAGAAAAAAUAUACAGGACGGUAUAUAUAAUAGGAGCACGAAGCAUAUUAACACCGUUCAAUAUGCUACUCGGCACAUAUCACAUCAUAAAGUACAAAAGAGACUCAAGAUUAGCAUUACAAUUAUUAGAUAAUUAUAUUGACUUGGCGACGGACAUAGGACGCGACUUUAAAGCAGUGGUUGGCGACCGAGGCAGUCGAAACAGAAAGAUGAUGCAAAGCUUUAAUAAUGGCAUCUAUCGGAAAAAAACCAAAGAAGGACGUAUUAUUAAAAUCCGCCUGAUGUACGAUUACAUCCACCUAGCAAAAAGCUUCUUUAUACAUAUGAAAGAAGGCAAGCACUUCGACUGCAAUAUAACAGCAUAUUUAAAAAAGCGUUAUUUUGAAAACACGAACAAAGAAGCAUGCGAAUAUUGGGUAAACAGAGGUGUGGUACCAACGGUCGUGCAUCGUAUGGAUUUCCCCGAAUACGUCGCCUAUUACGCGGACGUGACGCCAGCGUUCAUAAAAACGGCGAUGAACAGUAAUGCGAUCAGAGGUCCGAUAGUGGAACGGACGUACAAAUUUAUAAAGGCGGCAACAAGAUUUGUGAACGUCUUCCAUAGGAAGACAAUCAACACGUCCACUUGGCCACACCUGAAAGGCACAUUAAAAGAAGCGUACAAAUACUUUAAAAAGUAUUUAACAACAAAUCUGUUGUCCAUCGAGAUAAGAUUCACGAUACUCAACUUUAUCAAAAUUGUUGACAAAUUACUACGGGCUUACCCUGAAAUUUCAAUUGCAGGGUACAGGGUAAGCCAAGAUAUAAUAGAAAGAUUUAUCUGCAAUAUGGCCCCAACUUACAGGAGGAGAAGAAGAACGGAACACGAAAUCGAAGUCCUGGUGCAGCGAUUGAUUGCGAAACAAAGAGAUUAUUGGAGGCAACAAGAUGGAACCAUCGGCGACUACGACCUCGUCGAAACAUUGGGUUACCGAAUCCAAAAACAGGCCCAGCAAGACUUUCGGCCACUUCACCUGGAUGGCGCAAAAUACAAAAAUGUAACAACUCGCCGACGUAGGAAAAUAUAUAAGAGAUGAAGUGUCAAUCAUGCCUUAAUGAAUUUACAAUAACAAAAAGAAGCGCGGCAGAAUUGUGACAAAAAACAAGUACGAUAACAACAUAUUAUCGUACAAAUACCUUAAAGCGGAGUUUUUGAAAGAAAACGUUCAAAAAACGUUUAAAUCCGUUUAUAAAAUGGUGUACGCAGUUUGCGAAGAAUGCAUGCCUGACAAAAAUCUUGGGAAGGAUAUCCAAGUAACCGCCUUAAAAAAACUACGAUUCUUCAAAACGGAAGGAUGCUGCCCAAAUGGAAUGGAGCACCGAAGAAACCUGCUGGGUUAUGCUAUAAAAUUGGCGCUACGCGGCGAAAACUGGCUAGAAGAGCCGGUUUGCAACGUAUCAUCAUUCUCCAAACAACUGCCGGACAAUUCAUUAAUAUAUGAAAGACUGCCAUAGGCCAACGGUAAGUUCUCGAUCAGCUUUAUGUAUAAAA
Molecule: messenger RNA, 2238 nt
Organism: Glossina fuscipes
Lineage: Eukaryota; Metazoa; Arthropoda; Insecta; Diptera; Glossinidae
Exons: 3
Coding region: 212-1783 (523 amino acids)
Source: RefSeq, a predicted model, not a curated record